Molecule: messenger RNA, 828 nt
Organism: Rhinichthys klamathensis goyatoka
Lineage: Eukaryota; Metazoa; Chordata; Actinopteri; Cypriniformes; Leuciscidae
Product: G-protein coupled receptor 35-like
Exons: 2
Coding region: 1-828 (275 amino acids)
Biological process (GO): positive regulation of Rho protein signal transduction; phospholipase C-activating G protein-coupled receptor signaling pathway
Cellular component (GO): membrane
Molecular function (GO): G protein-coupled receptor activity
Source: RefSeq, a predicted model, not a curated record
AUGAACUUCACCACACCUGAAAUAUCUACAAACUCCACAACACAAUCCUUUAGGCCACUGCAAAUUUUAGAAAUGUGUCUGCACAGCAUCAGUUUCCUUGUUGGACUUCCUACACACUCCUACGUUAUAUGGCUCAUCAUCACAGGAACAGGAAGUGGAGUUGCAUCAGAAUUCUUCAUCCUCAAUUUCUCUGUUUCUGAGAUUGGCAACUGUCUGAAUGGUUUGAUCAGUCUACUGGCAUUUUGGUAUUCAGACCUUUCAACACUAAAACAGUGUUUAACAGGACUAACUGUCACUGGUCAUCCUCUGUUUCAGUGUCUGAUGUGUGUUGAGCGUUACCUGGCAGUGGUUCAUCCUGUAAUCUUUCUGAAGUACAAACCUCUCAGAUAUAGAGUGAUCUGCUGCACUGCGGCCUGGAUCAUUAUUCUUGGAUCCUGCUUGUGUUGCAUGUUUACUAUAGAUUCACACAACAUUGUAUAUAUGUGGUUCUUCAUGCUGCAGUUUCUACUCUUCCUCUGCAUUCAGUUGUUUUGUCUUGUGGCUGUUCUCAGAGCUCUGAAGCAGUCAGGACCAGGAGAGAGAGGGAGAAAGAGAAAGGAGGAAAACCACAUGAAGAGAAGAAUGAUUUAUCUCAUUUUAAUAACAACUGCGACCAUGGUUAUCACAUAUCUGCCACUUACUCUCACAACUUUGUUUACCAUUCUGACAAAACUGAUUAUUCAGGAAGUUUGGUCUCCGGCUGUGACUUGUUACGUUCUGGCUGGUUUUGUGCAGCCUGUUCUUUAUCAGCACCGGACUGGAAAACUCUCCUGCCUCUUUUCUCCAUAA